GAUCGCGCAGCUCCGCGCCAGCGGCUCGCCCCGCCGUCAGCUCUGCCUCCCGCCCGGCUCGGCUCGCCCCGCCGUCAGCUCUGCCUCCCGCACGGCUCGGCUCGCCCCGCCGUCGGCUCUGCCUCCCGCCCGGCUCGGCUCGCCCCGCCGCCGGCUCUGCCUCCCGCACGGCGCAGCUCGCUCCGCCGCCGGCUCUGCCCCUGCGCCCGCCCCGCACCGUAACGGGCUCGCCCUCCCCGCCAGCUCUGCCCGCCUGCCGCCCCGCACGGCGCAGCUCGCCCCGCCCCGCACGGCUCUCUCCGCACGGCUCAGCCACUGCGUAGAGCAGAGCUCGCCCCGCCGCCGGCUCUGCCUCCCGCCCGGCUCAGUCGCUGCGCAGGGCGCAGCUCGCCCCGCACGGCGCAGCCCGCCCGCCGGCGCUAUGGCCACCUAAGACCCGCCGCAACUUUUGCUCCUCUCCGGUCCCCGCUCGCUCCGGUGGAAGAUGGCAGCUGGGGCAGCGGCUCGGAGUUGCAGCCCGCGAGCCAAGAGAUAAGGCGGCGGCGCGGGGAGAUUCACCUCACUUCUGGAAGAACCUCAAAAUCUGAAUAACUUCUGCCACAGUUUGUCAACAAUUUUCCAUUCCAUCAAGAGCAAUGAGCUCCACAACACCAGAUGGGGUUUCUGGACGUGAACAGCUCUUGGCUCAGCAACGAAUGCACAGUAUGAUCAGCUCAGUGGAUGUAAAGUCAGAGGUUCCCGUGGGAUUAGAGCCUAUCACACCAUUAGACUUACGAACUGAUCUCAGGAUGAUGGUUCCCAUGGUGGACCCAAUUAUGCGUGAAAAGCAGCUUCAGCAGGAACUACUUCUGAUCCAGCAGCAGCAGCAAAUUCAGAAACAACUGCUGAUUGCAGAGUUUCAAAAGCAGCAUGAAAACCUGACCCGACAGCAUCAGGCCCAGCUCCAGGAACACAUAAAGUUACAACAGGAACUCCUAGCUAUUAAGCAACAGCAAGAACUCCUUGAAAAAGAGCAGAAACUGGAGCAGCAGAGACAAGAGCAGGAACUGGAGAGGCAUCGCAGGGAACAACAGCUUCCUCCUCUCCGAGGCAAAGAAAGAGGCCGAGAAAGGGCAGUGGCCAGUACAGAAGUGAAGCAGAAACUUCAAGAGUUCCUGUUGAGUAAAUCGGCAACAAAAGACUCUCCAGCAAAUGGGAAGAAUCAUUCCGUGAGCCGCCACCCCAAGCUCUGGUACACGGCUGCCCACCAUACCUCACUGGAUCAAAGCUCUCCACCCCUGAGUGGGGCCUCACCACCAUACAAAUACACUUUACCAGGAGCGCAAGAUGCCAAGGAUGAUUUUCCACUUCGUAAAACAGCUUCAGAGCCCAAUUUGAAAGUACGUUCACGGUUAAAACAGAAGGUGGCAGAAAGGAGAAGCAGUCCUUUACUCAGGAGGAAGGAUGGAAAUGUUGUCAGCUCAUUCAAGAAGCGACUGUUUGAGGUGACAGAAUCCUCGGUCAGUAGCAGCUCCCCUGGAUCAGGUCCCAGUUCCCCAAGCAAUGGUCCGACCAGCAGUAUAACAGAAAAUGAAACCCCGGUUUUUCCAUCUAACAUUCAAGCUGAGCAUCUGGUUUCACAGCAACGCCUUUUGAUACAGGAUGAAUCGGUGAACUUGUUGAGUCUGUACACAUCCCCUUCUCUGCCCAACAUUACCUUGGGACUUCCAGCAGUACAACCUCAAAUCAGUGGAGUCAGGGACUGCUCCAGGAAAAGUAAUAGCUUCCCACUACUACAGGCUUCAUCGUCAUUCAAAGAAAAGCAGAAGGGCGAGACCCAGUCGCUCAGACAAGGAGUGGCCUUGGCUGGACAGUAUGGGGGGAACAUUCCUUCAUCCUCAACUCAUCCUCACGUUGCUUUGGAGGGAAAGCCAAAUAGCAGCCACCAAGCUCUCUUGCAGCAUCUGUUACUGAAAGAACAAAUGAGACAGCAAAAACUGCUUGUGACUGGAGCGGUUCCUCUUCAUCCACAAUCUCCUUUAGCAGCAAAGGAGAGAGUCUCACCUGGCAUAAGAGCUGCUCACAAACUGCCUCGUCACAGGCCACUGAAUCGAACCCAGUCAGCUCCUCUUCCUCAGAGUACUUUGGCUCAGCUGGUCAUCCAGCAGCAGCAUCAACAGUUUUUGGAGAAGCAGAAACAAUACCAGCAGCAGAUCCACAUGAAUAAGAUGCUUUCUAAAUCCAUUGAGCAGCUCAAGCAGCCUGGAAGCCACCUGGAGGAAGCUGAAGAAGAGCUUCACGGAGAUCAAUCAAUGCAGGAAGAGCGACCUUCUGCGAGCGGUGCCAGCGUUAGGGCUGAGAGCAGCAGUGCUGGUGUGGAUGACAGAAUAGGACAGCAGGUGGGGGCUGUGAAAGUCAAAGAGGAGCCACCGGACAGUGAUGAGGAUGUUCAAACCCAGCAAAUGGAAUCUGGGGAGCAAGCUGCUUUUAUGCAACAGGAGUUCCCUGCGCAUCAGCGUGUCCACCAGUUGCAAAUCUACCAGGCUCAGAUGGCUACAGUUGGCAUGGCAGGAUUAGAUAAACAUCGGCCGGUGUCCAGGACCCCAUCUUCCCCCACUGAUUCCACAUUACCUCACCCAGCCGUGGACCAGCCCAGCCAGCUUGUCUACACGACUGGUGUUGUGUAUGACAGUCUGAUGCUGAAGCACCAGUGUAUGUGUGGCAACUAUACUAAUCACCCUGAACAUGCUGGAAGGAUCCAAAGCAUCUGGUCAAGGCUGCAAGAAACUGGGUUGCUAAACAAGUGUGAGCGAAUUCGAGGUCGAAAAGCCAGUCUGGAGGAAAUACAGCUGGUUCACUCUGAACAUCAUUCACUGUUGUAUGGCACCAGCCCCCUGAACAGACAGAAGCUGGACCCCAGGAAACUCCUAGGAAAUGUGACUCAAAAACUCUUUUCGUUGUUGCCUUGUGGGGGACUUGGGGUGGACAGUGACACCGUUUGGAACGAGCUGCACUCGGCCGGGGCGGCACGCAUGGCGGUAGGCUGUGUCAUCGAGCUGGCGGCCCGCGUGGCCUCCCGGGAGCUGAAGAAUGGCUUUGCUGUUGUAAGGCCCCCAGGCCAUCAUGCUGAAGAAUCAACAGCCAUGGGAUUCUGCUUUUUUAAUUCGAUUGCAAUUACUGCCAAAUACUUGAGAGACAAGCUAAAUAUAGGGAAGAUAUUGAUUGUAGAUCUGGAUGUUCACCAUGGCAACGGUACCCAGCAGGCUUUUUAUGCUGACCCCAGCAUCCUGUAUGUUUCCCUCCAUCGCUAUGAUGAAGGCAACUUCUUUCCCGGCAGUGGAGCCCCAAAUGAGGUUGGAAGUGGCCCUGGUGAAGGGUACAACAUAAAUAUUGCUUGGACAGGUGGCUUGGAUCCUCCUAUGGGUGAUGUUGAGUAUCUCACAGCAUUCAGGACUGUGAUUAUGCCAGCUGCCAAUGAGUUUGAUCCAGAGAUUGUCCUGGUGUCAGCGGGAUUUGAUGCCGUGGAAGGCCACGACCCUCCACUGGGCGGGUACAAAGUCACAGCUAAAUGUUUUGGUCACCUAACCAAGCAAUUGCUGAAGCUAGCGGAUGGCCGUGUUGUGCUGGCACUGGAAGGAGGACAUGACCUUACUGCCAUCUGUGAUGCAUCCGAAGCCUGUAUAAACGCCCUUUUAGGAAAUGAGCUGGAGCCUCUCCCGGAAGAUAUUGUGCACCAAAUCCCCAAUAUGAAUGCAAUAGCUUCUUUAAAAAAGACCACUGAAAUUCAAAGCAAGUACUGGAAGUCAGUGGAGCCAUAUUCUGUGCCAGUGGAUUGUGCUCUGGCUGAGUCUCAGAAACAAGAGAGGGAGGAGACAGAAACGGUGUCUGCUAUGGCCUCUCUUUCAGUGGAUGUUGAGCAGUGUAUCCUUCAGGAAGGCAGCAGAGCUGCUGUCGAGCCCAUGGAAGAAGAGCCAGCCUUGUGAAGUGCCAAGUCCUCCCUGAUAUUUCCUGUGGGUGACAUCAUUGUGUAUCCCCCCAAAGCACCCUCAGACAUGUCUUGUCUGCUGCUUGGGUGGCACAGAUCAGAUGGAACGUAAACACUGGGCACAGAACUCUGAAUAGCAGCUUCACUUGUUCUUUGGAUGGACUUGAAAGGGCCCUAAUGAUUCCUUGAAUGUAACCGCUCACAAUUCUAGGGUUACAGUAAAACGGGCUUGGGAGAAAGAGCCUAGAGCAUGCUUUUUAUUCGCUGUUUGACCCUCUCACCAACAUAAGUUGUGAAAUAGAGAAUUACAAAAUUCUACAUGAUAGAUUGUAGAUACAGGAAUUGCAACAGCCAGCAAAAUACUCGGUAAACUCCAUGAAUCACUUUCUGACAAUUCUUACUGGGUAAUUUUUUUCAUACUGUGUUAAAUUGUUAAUAGAAUUUGUUUUCUUUGCUCUGUGUAGUGAAAAAGAAAAAAAAAACCUUAUUUUUCAUGCCAUUUUUUACACCCCUGCAAUGAGUUCACAGCUGAAUAAGUGAGAGGUGUGUAAAUUGCAGUGAAGGAUUUUAGCUAAAGAGAAAGCACUUCUUAUUGUACUAUGAAUCCCAUGAAAUACUGUGCUUUGUGGUGUUUUAUUUUCUUUUCCUUUUUCCUUGCCAUUCCUCUUUCCCCAUUUUGUGUAAUCUUUUCUAUCAUAAAAAAAUAUUCACAAAUAUUUUAAAAAAGCGAUCUGCUUUUUAAAAAAAGUGCUGUACACUCCUUAGUUGACAGUAGCACUCACCAGAUGUGCAGCAGAGAUCAAGUAAUCUCUGAAAAAUGGAUGGGUUUUCAAAUGUGUUUCCAGUUUGUUCUGAAAUGUUUCUGCGUUCUGACUCUAAGAGCAGUGAUAUUCAGUAACUACGUGCAGCUCAUUUGAAGCUCAGGUGUUUCUGUGGAGGUUGUGUUGGGGGUAUUUUUUACAAGUUGUCAUAUGAAAAUGAACUGAUUCUUUGUGUAGUCCUGCACCAAAAGAACUGAUGUUGCUUAAGAAGCUUCAAAGGAUUUAGACUUUAUUUUAGAUCCCUGAAGUGCAGCAAGAUCUCCCUGCAAUGUGACUUUGGCUGUUUAAUUCCGUGUUUGAGAACUUAACAUAGAGUUGUGCCUUUAGCUGAUAAUGAAUGCUUAAACUGUUACACGUGUUGCCUUACCGUCAGAAAAAGAGUUAGGGCAUGAAUGUAUUCAAAUAAGCAAAACUCUGCUACAGCAACUUUUAUUUUUUUUUUACAACUUUCUCACCUAAUGAACCCUGGGAGAUACCUUAAAGUAUUCAACUUGCAAUAUUUCAUAGCUCACUCAGCUUUUAAAAGCGAGUGAUGUUCAUUUUUACAUAUUUUCCAAAUUCGAAAGAUAUAUUAAAGCCAUAAGUGAAGACUGUCAUGCUUUUUACCCUAAAAUCUGAAAGGAACCUUAAUUAAAACAAGAUUUUGGGGAAGGCUAUGAUAUGAAAGAUAUGGAACAAUAUGGUUUCAGUUAUAGGCAGACUCAAACCUGUAAAUCAAAGAUGAAAGAUUUCACUCAAAUAGAAUUAUAUAAUUCUCUUUUGUUAGGCAGUCAGACUAUAUCUUUCAUGCAUUUGGGUUUGUUUAUGAUUAGCAUUUUAAUUUUAAAGACUUUUAUUACUUAUACAAGAGCUCUCUGCUACAAGUUAGAAAUCUGAGGCAUGCUUUGAAAAGGGAAAUCUAAAAGAGGAAUGUCAUUCCCUAUAAUGUGAAGUAAAUUUUUAUUCUGAAAGGCUUACUGCAAAAUGCGUGUAUGCCCCUAAGAAAGAGAAAUAAAAUUCUACUCCCUAUUUACAUGCCAAAAUCAUACUUAUUUUAGUAAUGCAAAGAGUGCCAGCAGGCUAGAUUCACUCCUGGUGUAAGCCACCUUGCCUGACUUUGAGCUGUUCUGGAGGGGUUGUUCACAUGGCUAAAGCAAUCAGACGUUCGUCCUGUAUUUUCAGCAGACUUUUGAUGACAAUCUUGCUUCCCAUUUAUUAUAAUUUUCUUGAGGUCAUCAGAGAAGUUUCCCUUUAAGGAAACUUAGGAACACAGCUGAUGAGUUGGGUAAUUUGUAGAGUUUUUUACAUUUUAAAAUAAGGGCUGCAAAACUUUAAUUGAGUACAUAGUAAGAUCAUUUUGAAACUAACCCCACAAAUCAAAAAUCUGCUUGUGUCCUUAGCUUGCAUGAAACUGAAUAUGAAUUGCAGUCUGAAAUGUGAAUUACAAACUUUACCAAUUAUAGUCUAUGUUCUGCGGUGGAAAUCAGCUAAAGCUGUCCUUUGUAGCUGGAAAUGCUUUUAAAAUGCCAAGAUAAUUUGAAUUAAACCACAUUAUAAGCUCACACUUAUGCAUCUGCACAGACAUACUCUCAGGCAGACAUCUAGACAUGCUAUUGGUUAGGUUAGGAUCAUUUGGAUAAGCAAAUGUGCAAAUAAACUGCACACAGAUUGUGUCCAGAACUCUGUUCUCACUGAAGUCAACAGCAAAAUCCUCUUUGAUUUCAAUGGGAGAUGGAUCAGCUCUGCCUUUUUUUUGUUUAGGUCCAGUACACCAUUACUUUCUGAUUAUGUCAUUACAAGGCACUGUACAGCCCUCUGGGAAAUGAUUGAGGCUUAUGGUGAAUAUCAACACUUCCUUCAAAGCAGACCUGGGCUUUCUGAGAGGGCAGUUUCACUUGCUGCUGUUUUCUUCUCUCAGUAUUUUUUAUUACCAUCAAUAGCUCCCCAUGGAUUACAGUUAAAAUAUCUCCCAGCAAUUUUAGACAUACUUCCAGGGAAAUAUUCACACAGACACUCUUAAAAAUGCCCAAUUUUAGCCGGAUUCGACAACAAAUUCCAGGAAUUUUAGAAAGAUGCAGGAAUUGCAUGUUUCUCUGUUUCUAAUGUUCAAAUGUAGAGGUUUAGGAGGUGUUUUUGAUGAGACGUCACAGUCUCAUGUCUCCCAUGGCCCUCAGCUUAGACGAGGGAGAUUGACGCCUCUGAAAAUUAAGCCCCAGAUAUUUCAAGCUGGCUGCCAAAAUAUCUACAUCUGAGCUUAGAUUACUUCUAAAAAUGAACUGAAGUGGAUAAAUGAGAUGGGGUAAACGGUAGUUCCUGUGAGUGAUUCCAUGAAGAAAGCAAAGCUGGUGAGGUGGCAGAGAGCCCAUAGAGCCAGGCUGACCCUCUGGCUGGAGCUGAUGGCACAGAGCCUGCAGGAAGGCAGAAGGACAUCCCACAGCACCAGCACGCCGGGCUGCCAUUGCUGCCGUUAGCAGCAAAUCCUUGCCUCACAGGGAAAGUGUGCAGGAAUUCAUAUUCUGCCUCUGAAUCAGCUUCACUAAGCCACCAACCUCCAGAAAAAGAGAUGUCUGAGCAGCAAGUACCGCUAACAUGCUUGCUCCAGUCCAUAUUCUUCCUUAGUAUUAUGGACUGAAUAUUAAGCUCAGUGGGGCUUUUCUUGUAUUCUUGUAUUCUUGUAUUUUUCUUGUAUUCUUAGGUCAUUAAAUGUUUUCCUUGUAUUCUUCGGUCCUUAAAUUCGUAGUAGAAACUGAAAACUAAGAAGUUAUAUGACUCAGAAUAUCAAUAAAAGAAUUAUUUUUAUCUAGCUUAAUGCUUUUAUCUGGGCCAGAAUGGAAACAAUGAUGAACAGUAAAUCAAAACUGCUAAAAUCUGAGAGUGUAGUGCAUUUCAUUUAUGAACUCUGUGUGCAGGAAUUCUCUGUGUGCUCAUUUGGCUUUAAUAUAAUCUGCAGCAAUGAAGUGCUUCAUUAUAUGAUCCUUUUUCAGGCAAAAUUCCUAGCAAGUAGUCGAAGUUCAUGGGAAUUUUGCCAGUGUAAAGACGACAGAAUUUGUCCCUUUUUAAAUUAUGUACCUUCCUAGUUUUACUUUCAGUGAAAAUGGAGUAACUAAUUCCGGGCAAGUGAAUCUGAGGAAAAUAAAAUCAUUAAGCUAUCUUAAAUAAACCUCAUAAAAGAAAAAGAAAAUAUAAAUAGCUGUCAUGUAGAUAAAGAUGACUGUUUCUUUACUUUGCAAAAAAAGUCAACAACGUGCAGCCAGCUGAAAGAAAGUAGCAAAGCAAAUCCCUCUGUAGAAUAUGUGGUAUUUGAAUUGGUGUCUUAUCUAAGUGCAGCCUCCCUAAAAAGCUGAGAGUCAUAACCGGAGAGGAAAUAUUAGAAAGGUUUUUCUGCAGCCAACACCAGAGGUCCUGUAGAGAACAAGAAUGUAGAGACUGACUAAUUUGUGUAGACAGACAGCAGGACACUUUCGGGGCAAUGUGUCUGGGAUGAAGAAUUAGAGGGAACUUUUCCAAAGGCACUAGUGGCUCUGAGGCAGCUAACUCCUAUUAGCUUGCAGGGGCAAGGAGGUGUCCAGUGAGCAUUUAUUCUUUGGAAAAUGCCCCCUCCAUCCCACGAGCAUACCACACGCAUGCAGUCAUGAACCUCACUGUACAGUUUUUUUGACCCAAGCAACAGCAGCCAGGUGUGCUGCCCUGACGCGUAUGCUGUGCAUUUCCGAAGAAGAUAUCAGCCCCCAGCUGACACUUUAUAACAUGACUGAUUGGGGAGGGUUUUGUCAUAUAUAUUUUUUUUUCCAAUAGUAGCCUUCCAGAAUUGUAGCAGUGUGCAGUUGUUUUAUUUUUAAAGGUCACGGUAGAACUUUGUGAGCCAUUGUACUUUUGGGGUUUUUUUACAGAGUCCAUAUGGAAAUAUGUACAUGGGGGAAACCUGGUGAGAAAGAAUUUCUCUUAAAUCAAGCUUCUGCUACCUGCUUUUCAUCCUGUAUUAGAGGAGUUUGGGUUCUUAACUAUCUUUUAAGCUUUUACAUUGUCAUGUCACUCGCUUUGGCUUUUUUUACAUAUAAUUGAAUUCACCCUUGUAGCAUAUAGGUAAACACCAAAAAAAAAGGAUGUCUUUUCUGACAGAUGCCCCUGCCCUUGCUGUGGGAAUGAAAAUAGCUUAUCUUUGUCACUUCUAGCAGCAAUUAAAUCCUUCUGUUCUGUGACAGACCCAAACUGGAGUGGUAUUUUAUAAGUAUGAUUUAGUUGGCUGUCUGCUGAUUGUUAAAAAAAGAAAUUGUGAAACUCACAUUCCUCUCUGACCUCAAAAGGGACCCAUUUUGAUUUUAACAAUGUAAUAUUUUCACUUGAUCCAAAAGGUUUUUGUCCCAUGACAUCUUGUUACUAGCUCAGUUUUAUUCUCUAGCAAAUAACACACCACAGAGAGCGAAGACCAAAAAGCACAUUCUUGCAACCAUUAAUUAUGUCUCUUCUGCACAAUCCUUCCUCCUGCUCUAGUGCCAUGCUCUGUCAUUCAGCAUAUUAGAAUAGUUUAUAGCAAAAUAUAAAUUGUUCUGCACCGUCAAAGGUACUGGUGUACAGAUGUUAAUUGGCACGCUGUGAGUUAGCCUGUGAUUUACAAGGAAGAUGGUCUAAAGGCAAGUGACGCAUGAAACCAGUAGCACUGAUACUGUGCUGAGACCUCCACAUAUGAUGCCCUUGCCUAUGGUACUCCUGCAUGGCCAGAGGCACAUUUGCAAUAGUGGAGCCAUGGGAUGCUCUAAUUCAAAGACCACUGAAAUCCUUUCUCUGACAGGCUUUGGGUAAGAUCUGAGAGGCAGCAAGAGAAGAAACCUUAACUUUGUGCUCAGCCACACACAAACUGCAAAAAGUACAGAUACAGAUGUGAACAUGGCCGCACAUCUCUGUGUCAGAUAUGAAGUGCCAGUUCUGCUUCUAGAAAAGUCUCUCUGAAAGAGCAUGGACAUCAGUGGAUAUAUUCUAUUGACUUCAGUGGGCUUCAGGAGGGUGUAUAUGUCAUAUGUCAUGAGAACAGGUUCUAACUCACGUCUCUUGCUGCUUAGUUUACUGCUGUUUUAAAUUUCUUGACUGGUUUAAUAUUCCAAGUUAGGAUGCAGUAGGAAAGCAUAAAGCAAUACCUGGUGAAGUCAUAAUUAAAGCUUUCAAAGCAAACUUAUUGCUGUGGGUUUUUAAAACACUGAUUUUUUUGGUCUAGAUAUGCACAGCUGAAACUACUUUUUUUUCUUGAGAAAUUGAUGUUGCUAUCUGUUUCUAUGAUAAAAAACAGUCCUUUUGCUCUGAGCACUAAAAGUUUAUCUGUAAUUUGUGUUUCCAGGAGGAUCAGAUUCUGAGGGAUAAAGCAUCAGUGGGCAAAUUUUAUGAAGGUCAAUAUUAAUAUUUCCAUAAUAGUGAAAGGAACCUGUGGAUUAUUGUCAUUAUUCCUGAUACAUUUUUGUAUCUGAAAGCAUCCAAUGAGUAAUGUUAAGUAAUAUUGUGCUCCAAAACUUUGUUGAUUAUAGAUAUACGAGCGUUGGAUUGACGUGAAAUAGUCUUAAACCAAGUUGUUAAAAUCUCUUUUGUUUUGUGUUUUGUAUAAUUCUUUGGCUAUAGUCUU
This is a messenger RNA of Cuculus canorus (common cuckoo), 10372 nucleotides long. It is a transcript of the gene HDAC9, whose product is annotated as histone deacetylase 9. Lineage: Eukaryota; Metazoa; Chordata; Aves; Cuculiformes; Cuculidae. The record is from RefSeq and is a predicted model, not a curated record. Gene Ontology annotation, cellular component: histone deacetylase complex. Gene Ontology annotation, biological process: chromatin organization; negative regulation of transcription by RNA polymerase II. Bases 636 to 3962 code for a protein of 1108 amino acids. The transcript has 28 exons. Gene Ontology annotation, molecular function: histone deacetylase activity.